This is a messenger RNA of Cylicocyclus nassatus, 690 nucleotides long. The record is from the annotation of a GenBank genome assembly. NCBI's taxonomy places the organism in Eukaryota, Metazoa, Nematoda, Chromadorea, Rhabditida, Strongylidae.
GAUUUAGGGAUGAGAAACAUAAUCAAAGCUCUGCAACGUCAUGACAAGGAGAAAAAGGUAUCAUUCGGCAACGACGCUACAGUGAAGACGUUCAUCUACGAGAAGGAAUCCGAGGAGGCGACCCCGAUUCUACAACGGCAAUCGUUCACCGAUCCCGACGCACCUGUGAACCGAGUUACGGUGACCUCGGAUCUCGUACUACCGGAAUCUCCUAGCCCGAUAUCACCUCCGAAUCAGAUAGAGGAAGUACGCAGGGUGGCAAUAAGUCCUCCUUUGCAUUCAAAAAAAAUGGCGGAGCACGAGAAUCCUUUCCGACCAGAAGAGGUCUUAUAUCAUGAGGUAGAUCCGAUAGUGGAGCAGUAUAUGCACAAACCUUUUCCACCAAGUAGGCCAGGUAGUGCCAAUAAUACCCCAACAAAACAACAAAAAGAUGGCUCCAUAUCCUCUCCACCCUACCUCCAAAAUGGUUUAUCCAAAGAGCAGUUGAUGGACAAUGAGAAAGCACAGACACAGCCACUCCUGCAACCGGAUCAGCGACAAUCUAGUCCUGAGAAAAAUGGCAACAACGCGACUUCGGCCGAGUUCGACGAUCUUCCGCCGGCGGGCAAGGUCGAGCUGUCGCGAGCCGUGCGCACAGUAGAGCGCGCUGCGAUAGUGUGUGAUAGCGAAGAGCCACGAAUAGUGUCGUAA